ACAUAUUUUUCUUUUACACACACCAGCACCAGUUCCUUUCUCCAACACUUCCUUCUUUAAUGAUUUAUUCCUCUUUCACCACACAUACACACAAACACACAGAUGUCUGCUUUGGAUGAGCUGCUUAUAAUCACUUGACAGCUUCAUCUUGUUCAGCUGAGAUGGAUGUUGGUCUGACACUUGUCAGUUUGUUCAUUGCUGUGAUGCAAGGUGUCUUUUGUAAAACCUGGGAUGUGACACUGCCCCAGAGGAUUGUGGGUAUCAGUCACUCGUGUAUCACAGUCCCGUGUCACUUUGAGGUCCCAAACGAGCACGAGGCAGGCGUCCUACAGUGCACAGACAGCGGCGUUUGGAGGAAAGGAAACAUGACUGGUCCUUUCAUUAAUUCCUUAAAUUCACAAAGUCCUCUCAAUAACGUCGUACAGGUGCAUGUAGUCGGAAACUUAACACAGAAGAACUGCACCACAGUGUUCUACAAUUUCCCAAAGGACUACAACAACAUUUACUUCUUCAGGCUGCAGUGUCCAAAUGAAGUAAAAUACAAUUUUGCUAAAGGAGUCAGCAUUACGGUCCAAACAGCCCCGUCUGCUCCCCUGCUGACCUCUGUGAAUCAGAUAUCAGAGGGAGCCCAGGUGAGGCUGCAGUGUUCAGUCCCAGUGCCCUGCUCCGUCCUGCCCCCCUCCCUCACCUGGCUCCCCCAGGACAGCUCCAGGCAGGAGGAGACAGAAAUGCUGCAGAAUGUAGAUGGGCAGAGGAUCAUGAUGUCUGCAGUGACCUUCACCGCCUCAGCCGACCAUCACAACCAGAGCAUCGUCUGCUCCGUGUCCUACCCGCUGUUUGAGGGGGGCAGCACUGAGUCAUCUGCAGCAACUCAGAGACUCAACGUCCUGUAUGCUCCCAGAUUCACUACAGCAACACUCAGCACGUCUGGUCCUGUUUCUGAGGGUCGCACUGUGACCUUCACAUGCUCGAGUGAUGCUAACCCUCCUGUGAGCCACUACACCUGGUACAGAGAUGACAGUGGAAACCUCUCCUCAUCCCAGCUGACGAGGAUACGACAAGCAGCCACCCUGGUCCUACAGGUCAGCCAAACGGACAGCGGGGUGUAUCUGUGUGAAGCUCAAACCUCCAGGGGCUCUCAGAGAUCCAGACCAGUGUCUCUGGAUGUGAAAGGCAGCUGUGAGGAUUUGGUGCUGGCUCCCUAUGUUAUAUGUGGAGUGUUGUUGGUCCUCUACAUCCUGACUGUUGUUGUCGAUUUGUACAAGUAUCGAAGUCUUUCCAGGAGGCUGAAGCAGAUUGAGCUGAAGGGGGAGAACACCUACACUGAUCUAAAGACCCUCAGCGCCACAUCUGACUACGACCAACUCCAGCGUCAACAGCCUUAAACAAAGGCCUCUCCUGAAGCUUCAGAGUUUAAGAACAGCAUCUGUUUCAAAAAUCACCAGCAGCCUAACUGGACCUGAAGAAGUGGGUUGAAGUUGAAGUAGUCUAAAACUAGAUUUCAUGUCUAUUUCAAAUGUAUGUACUCCAUACUCUUUGUAUCAUACUGACCUGUUCCAAACAUUCCUGGAAAAUAUGUCAUUUUUAUUUUUGCACCAUUACAUGUAAUUCCACUGUACAUGUUUCUCUCAUAGUAUAGUGCACAUUUCCUGUUAGUCAUCAUUGUGGAUUUGAAAAAUAUUUCAUCUGGAACCUGGAAUUUACAAUAAAAGUUCUGAAUAAUG
Messenger RNA from Lates calcarifer (barramundi perch), 1724 nucleotides. RefSeq names its product sialoadhesin. Lineage: Eukaryota; Metazoa; Chordata; Actinopteri; Centropomidae. The transcript has 12 exons. The coding region runs from base 162 to 1385 and encodes 407 amino acids. The record is from RefSeq and is a predicted model, not a curated record.